This is a messenger RNA of Pezoporus occidentalis (night parrot), 3725 nucleotides long. RefSeq names its product zinc finger protein 501-like. NCBI's taxonomy places the organism in Eukaryota, Metazoa, Chordata, Aves, Psittaciformes, Psittacidae. The coding region runs from base 1 to 1179 and encodes 392 amino acids. The record is from RefSeq and is a predicted model, not a curated record. The transcript has a single exon.
AUGCCUCAGAGGAUGGAUAUGCAUGUGGUCUGGGACUCUGAGAAUAACAUUUGUGACACAGGUACGAAGCAUUCAGAUUAUUCCCGGAAGACCUCUAAGCAGGUGGGCCACAUAUCCAGCCUCCAGAAGGAGGCAGACAUGAAUUACUCGAGGACAUGCACUCCCUGUUGCAACUCUGCUGGACCUCCAGGUAAGCAGGAGCUUCCUGCAGAGUUGCAGUAUGAAGACAAAGAAUCCUAUGAGACCUACUACCAGAAACGAGGUGAGAGUACAGCUGGGAUAUUUGUUCCCUCCAGUACCAACUCUGACCUGCAGUAUGAAGAUAAAGAUUUACAGCACUGUUCCCCUGAGCAGUCUGAGAAGCCACAGAGAAGACUAUGUGCUGAUAACAAAAAUACCAUUCUUGUGGACAUGUUUGAUGAAGACCUGGAGCCUAUCCCUGAGGAAGCUUUGCCAUAUGGUUGCAAGAAGUGUGGUUCCACUUUCCAGGGUAUGAGUGAGCUGCAGGAACAUAAGCGAAUUCACCUUGUGGAAAACUCAUACCAAUGUCCUGUCUGUGCCAAAGAGUUCUUCCGUGCAGCAAACUUGCGAAUGCACAAGCUCAUUCAUUCUAGUGACAGGCCACACAAAUGUCCAGAGUGUGACAAGGGUUUCAUUCGCACAGCUGAUGUCUGGAGGCACCUGCGCAAUGUGCACAAGAUAGAGCGCUCCAUGGUGAUCUUGGGAAAUGGCAUGGCUAGGAAUCCGUGGUCAGUAGCACACCGUAACCAACACACUGUUGAAUACACUGAUCAGCCUUGUGCAGAGAACCACAAGCCUGAGGAGGAUGACUAUAAACCUUAUUCCUGUCCAACAUGCAGCAAAGGUUUUGAUAAGCCUAACCUGCUUUCCAAACACAAGGUGAUUCACCGACAAGACAAACCCUAUAAGUGUCAGGAGUGUGGCAUGGCAUUUGUCCAGUUGCUGAGGCUGAAAAGACACCAGCAGACUCACUCUGGGGAGUGCCCCUUCUAUUGUGAGGAGUGUGGAGGGUCGUUCACCCGGCUGGCAUCGCUCCAGCGCCAUCACCGCAUCCAUACUGGAGAGAAGCCCUACUCUUGCAAUUACUGUGGUCAUUCCUUCACUGAGUCAGGUACCCUACGGAGGCAUGAGCGCACGCACAAAGUGGAUAAAUCAUAAUUCUUAGUUCAUUUGUGAUUGUGGUCUCCUUGGUUGCUUCUUCCUUGAAUGAGGCUUGCUCAGUUGGGCUGGAGAAAGCACUCCCCUGCAUGCACUCUGGCCGGUACAGACACACUUCCCAGCAGUGGCUGACGGGCAACACUGCAUCAUGGGGAUCUCUGGAACUUGUACUUGGUAGAGAUUGUAAUUACUGGCUUUAAACUAGCUUUGUACAAAAAAAAAAUAACCUAAUUACCACUGAGUAAUGAAAUGUGAGACUUGAGAAGACUGAAAUCACAAGUGCUAGUGCUAUCUCAAUUCACUGAACUGGUGAUACAUCAGCUUGUGCUUUUUGCAAGGGUGCAUGAACUAUGAGACUUCUCUCUGCAGUCUUGGUCACUGGAUAAAUUUGCCCUACCUUCUUAAGUGUGAUGACUGUUUGGCAUUGGGUUUGGAGAUCUGUUGUUGCAGGUCUUUGUUAAGUUAGAACAGUCCAGAGCUGUUGUUCUGUCCCUUCUCUCCUUGCAAUUUCCAGUUUUAAUUUCUGUUACUUUUCUUUUUUUUUUUUUGUUUAGAGCGGAAGUAUUGUGUUGGUUAUUAAAAAAAAAACACCAAACCCAAACAAACCAAAACCCACAAACAACCACAAACCAGUUCCUUAAUAAACUCAAGGUGCCAGCUGUAUGUCAUAGAUGUUUCUAUCUAAGGGAGUACUGAUCCAUUAUGCACUUUUGUGUGAUUAGUGAAUGUCUGUUAAAAAUGGAAAAAGCUCUAUUUUUGCUAUGACAGUGGAUGUUCUUGUGGUGAGGGAUCUGAAUACAUUUCUGUCUGGUGGAACUGUGCACUCUGAAUCUGUCCAGCUGAGUAUUACAGUAGGAAAUGUUUGAGAACACAUUUAAAGAGCAGAAGAACAAAUUUAAGCCACCUUUGCUACUCACUGCAUAGAAAUCUUCUUCAUUUAAGCAUUUUCACACACAUGGAAGGUUCUCAUAACAAAAGCAUGUGUUUUUUUCUGUGAUGUGUCUGAGUACUACCCCAAGUGUCUGCUAGACUCUUCACUUUCAUUUAGAUUCUGUUGGUUAGCGAAGAAAAACUUCCAUGGAAACUAGCUGAGCAGACUCAGCAGGUGCUGCCAAAUAACCUAGGGCUCUAACUUCCAAAGAGGUAUGUAUUGCCUCAUUUAUAGAAGUGGGUUUUUUAAUUUUGAAACUUAAUAGUGACACUUAAUCUUCUGUUAACCACUGUGGUGGAUGCAUCCAGUUUGUCCUUAAGUUGCAGGCUUAAUUUCCUUUCCAUGUCAGAAAGCUUUUCUUCAUUUCCUCUGCCAGCUGCCAUAAUUUCACUAAUUUCUUUCUAAUGCAUUCUGCCUUUUCAGCAGAAAGUUGUACAGCAGAGUGAAAGUAAAGCUUCAGGGUAAUGUACCUUUGCAUUUACUGUUAGGCUGUUUAGUGUAAAGUAUUGAUUGUGCCAUUUGUUUGCAUAUUUCAUAGAGUAAAAAUUGGCAAUGGCUGCUCAGCACCUUCCACCCAUGCAACAGCUGAGCAGGCAUUCUGCAGUUGUGAGUACUGUUGUGUUUGAUGUGAGGUCCUUGGCUCAGACCAAGUUGAACCACCGUGCACAGCAACACUUUAGCAUGAUUAUGAAUGGGAGACUAAUUCUCCCAGCCUCACUCAUGGGUCAGUUUAAUUCCUCAAAGAAGUCUCCAGAUUAUGGAACUGAUCUGCAUCCCGCUUCUUGGGGAUGUGUUCUGUUGUCUCUGAAAUUAUGUCCUUUUGUAAUGCAAAUACCUCUGCUGGGAUGGCUGAACCCUGCAUACCAUGUGCGUUCACUACAGCUGUGAGUGAGACGUCUCCAAACUCCCUUCUGCAGGUAGUUCCAGUACAGUUUUAGGUUUCUUGAAGGGCUUUUGAUGGGGCUCCUUAGCAAAGGGUCAGUCUUGCUGAGGGCUGCUUAGCCUCUCUUAAGAGGAAAUAUCUUUGUGUGUAAAAAGUGGUUAAAUAAUCUGCAGAAAGAGGUCAUCAGUGCCCUUUCUGUGGGGACCGUGCUGUUCAACACAAUCUGAAGUGACCUAGAGAGAGGGCAGAUAUCAAGGUGACAAAGCCAUUCCAGAGGCUAUCAUGCAUUAAGUUUCCACCCUAACCUAAACCCAUUUUGAAGUUGUUGGCUACAAUCUCCCUUUUUCAGGAUCUCGCUUUUCCCCUCGGGUAUGCAGUGCUCUUUCUGCAGUGGGUUUUAAUAUCCAAUUAAACUGCACUAAUAUGUGUACUUUUAUGUUGUGUGACUGUUCUGCUUAGACAGCUGUAAUUGGGAACAUCUAGUUGUUCUGCUUUUUGGUGUAAGCAGUUGGUGAAAUUUGUAUCUGUAAGAGCAUAAUGGUGUAAGUGUUUUGAACAAAGGUCUGUUUAAUGGGAAGAGUAAAUGGUUGGUGAAAUGAAAACUACUAGGCUUAACUAAAAGGUUAUUAAAAAGAUACUUGCCUGGAAGGUUGACUUGCCGGGAAGGUUGACUUGCAUGUAAGGUGCUUGGAUGUGUGAAACGAGUAAUUAAAAUGUGAUGGUUUCUGGGAA